AUUCAUCAAUGAGUUUCGUGGCCUUUUUUGUGUGUCUGUGAUUAUGAUGAAUAUGAAUAAUGUUUUCACAAGAGGAGAGUUGAUAAAAAUCCAAGAAACAAUAAAAAAUAAUAAGUUGUACAAACAAGAACUGAAUUUCAAAAUCAUUGUUAUCGGUGACUAUGGAGUUGGAAAAACGUCUAUCAUAAGAAGAUACACUGAAGGAGAAUUCUCCACGGAUUAUAGAAUUACAAUUGGAGCAGAUUUUGCCAUCAAGACUAUUGAAUGGGAUGAAGGCACAAGAAUAAAUUUGCACGUAUGGGACAUUGCAGGCCAUGAAAGAUUUGGAAGUUUACUAAGUGUAUUUUUUAGACAUGCGGUUGCUGCUGCUAUUGUUUUUGAUUUGACUCGACCAGACACUUUUAAAUCUGUGGACAAGGUUUGUUACUAUAUUUACAAUAACUAUUAUAGCACUCAAUCAUGUUUUCUGCAGUGGCUUAUAGAUUUAAGAAGAAAAAUUCAGGCACCUGAUGGACAAGCAAUACCUGUGGUCAUUUUAGCAAACAAGGGUGACAUAAUAGUCAAAACAGUGCCACAAGAAAUUGAUGAAUAUUGUAAACUGAACAAUAUUUUAGCAUGGUAUAUCACAUCAGCAAAAAAUAAUAUGAAUAUUGAUGAAGUCAUGAUCAGAUUAACAAAUGCAGCAGUGAAAAAUCAUUAUGGCUUACAAUGUUCAUUAAUAACUGAGGAACCAAUUCGAUUAAGUGACAAUACUCUAAACAACACACAAGAAGGAAGAAAAUGUUGCUAAAAUUCAUAAUAUAUCAAAGGAUCUGGUUCCUUAAUGAAAAACCUCAUAUCCAGAGCUGAAUGAAUCACCUUUGUUAUCCAACAAUAUGUAUAUUCUAUAAAAAAAUUAUGUAGUCAACAUGUACAACACUUUGGUGUGCUAGGUCUUUUUUUGUAGAUACCUACAAUACUCAUUUGAGAAGGGUAAGGAACUCAAAUUGCAUAGGAAUCCAAGAAUCUUCAAUUAUAUACCUCAAUCAAUUUGUGGUAGCUAUUCAGUCAAUUUCAUAAACAAAUGGAAUACCCAAUAGAAUCUCUUUUGGGCGGUAUUAUCACUAUAUACAGUAUGUACCUGAGGAUAACAGAAAUCAAAGAAGUUUGUCAAUCUUCAGUCAAGUAAUUUAGUACAAUUUAGUUAUCUUUGAACUAGUAAAAUUUUUAAUAUAUGAAUUCCUGUGAAUUUUGUUGCAAAUUUCCUCUGUACAGUAAUCUUUAUUAUGUGUUGUGAUUUUCAACACACAAGAAUAUUAGAAUAUGAAAAAAUGUAUAUACCUGGAAUGUACUCCCAAACAAGCACUAUUUCAUCUGAGUAAAAAUGAAGCUGACUAGAUUUUAACAAUUUCUUAACAUUCCUCAGAAUAUUUAAUCUUGACUCAAUUAAAUCAUUUUGUAUUCUUAAAGCAUCAGGAAAUAAAUAUAGAAUUAAAGAAUCACAAAUGUAAGCUAAUGAUAAGUACUCAAUAUUCUGUAAUACAGAUGUUCCAUGAUUAGUGUGUGAUACUUUGGUAGUACAUUCUAUGUCUGAAGUAAGAAUAAGGUGGAUUUUCAUGAAUAUUAAUUGUAUAUAAGUGACAUUUGAAAUUUUUGUUAGGGAGUGUAUUGAGCAGUAAUCCACUCUCCCAAAAACAAACACAGAUUGUAUGGAAUAGGUAUUAUUAAUAUGAGAUCGGACAUUUGCUUUGUGAGAUCAGGAAUAUCAAGCCCUGGGAUUAGACAUAUUAAAACAGGAUUAUACACCUUGUAUACACUGGUAUACAUAUAUUGGACAUAGUGGUCAACCACUUGAAGUGUAUCAAACAAUGCUCACUUUCACUUGCAAUUUCACUACAGAAAUUGAUGAAAUUUUCAGUUCCAAACUAAAAUAUUAUGAUCUCCAAGCAAAAAUCAUGCAUUUACCUAUUGAACAUCUCAUACUGACAAAUACCAUCAAUUUGGCAAUUUCAUGCUGGAUUAUAUGUUUGAAUCAAUUUUUACCACAUAACUUUUCAAUUCAUUAUUCCUGUUUGACUGCCAUACUACUGAAUUCUGAUUCACCUGUUGAUGUGUUCAAAUUUAUAAAUUUACUCUUAUCUCUCUGGUUACUUGGUAGAAUCUC
Messenger RNA from Phaedon cochleariae (mustard beetle), 2143 nucleotides. The record is from the annotation of a GenBank genome assembly. Lineage: Eukaryota; Metazoa; Arthropoda; Insecta; Coleoptera; Chrysomelidae.